CAAGCCUCCACUGAGGGGACUUCAGGGGAAGAAGAAGAAGACGUUUCCUAACUGCUCACAAUUAGCCAGCACAAGCAAGAGAUUUAAUGGAGCGACAAAGCAACUUGCAUUCACAAGAUGAUGCAGAACCAUCAGUCCUUGUUGGUCGGGCGUUGGUGAAGCUCCAGUACGCUCUAUUCAUUGCGAUGUCACGGGCCCGGCAGAGACUCGUACAGCUCUCAAUUGUGUUCUCAUUUGUCUUCCUCCUCCUGUGGAUCGCUGCAUUUCUGUACGGGACUUUCUACUACUCUUACAUGCCCAAGGCGACUUUUUCUGCACCUGUGAACUACUACUACAGGACAGACUGUGAAUCUCCAGCUUCGUUUUUGUGCUCUUACCCUAUGGCCAACAUCUCUCUGAUCAGAAAUAAAAAACAUGUGCUGACAUUCGGCCAGCCCUAUCGGAUGUCUUUGCAGCUGGAGAUGCCGGAUUCCCCAGCCAAUCGGGAGCUGGGGAUGUUUAUGAUUAAAACAACCUGUUUCUCUCAGGAUGGAGAGCAAGUGGCCUCCUCUGCUCGCUCUGGAAAACAACAGCUGUCUGCCUCCAGCUCUCGCUUUAGCAUACUGCGAUACCGCUCAGACCUGCUGAGGACGCUGGGAACGCUGCUGUUCCUCCCGGCCUUUUUGACUGGAGCAGCCGAGCAGAAACAAGUGCUGGAGGUGGAGCUCUUCUCAGACUUCACAGACAACCCAUAUGCUCCCUCAGUCACGGCUGUCAUCGAGAUCAUGUCCAGCAAGGUGCAGAUAUAUUCAUCUGACCUCUACAUUCAUGCUCAUUUCACUGGCAUAAGAUACUUGCUGUACUACUUCCCCACCAUAUCAGCCAUUGUGGGCGUCUCCAGCAACUUCAUCUUCCUCAGUUUCAUCUUCAUCUUCAGCUACAUGAGGCUGCUGUUUCAAGUGAAACCACAGCGGUUCAGAAUGAAUGGGACAGAGGAGAACAACCAGCAAGGGGAGGAAAGAGCUGUCCCUGCAGGCACUGCAGAAAUGCUGGGUCCCUUCCAUCAAAACCCCACAGACGUGAGACAGGAGGAGCCACAUUUUCACGUUGGAAAUGGCACAGAGCAGCAAAACAGAGAUACAAUUGGUCAGGGAGAAAUCAACGAAACAGAAGCAGCCUGAGGCGACUGAUAAAGGAGGAGGAGAAUGUGUGGAGAACAAUCACAAUAAUGUGAUGUAAAGAUGAAUAUUUAAGGCCAAUAUCUGGUUGAAAAUGAUGAAGAGAAUCAAUUUUACAUAAAAGCCACAAAGAAACCCUGUCAUUAU
Pelmatolapia mariae (spotted tilapia) is the source of this 1304-nucleotide messenger RNA. RefSeq names its product seipin-like. The coding region runs from base 87 to 1160 and encodes 357 amino acids. Gene Ontology annotation, biological process: lipid droplet organization; lipid storage. Gene Ontology annotation, cellular component: endoplasmic reticulum membrane. Lineage: Eukaryota; Metazoa; Chordata; Actinopteri; Cichliformes; Cichlidae. The record is from RefSeq and is a predicted model, not a curated record. The transcript is spliced from 10 exons.